AGUAGCAAUCGGAGCACGGCAUGCUCUGCACAACACCUGAUGCUGCUCAGCAUCUUCUUUUUUAAAACCAAAAUAGUUCCACACCACCGACGUGCUGUUCCUCUUCGAUAUUAAAGUAUCAGCUGUGUCAGUUUCUGACUGUUCCGUCGAGCAAGAGGCCAUUGCGCUGGACAGCAUGAAAAGUCGCGUCACGUGACCACCUCAAAUCGCGCACGUUGCGAUUAGAAAAUCGCGUUCAGUCAAAUCGCGAUAUUAUCGCGAAUGCAAUUAAUCGUUCAGCCCUACUUAAAAGCCUAUAGUUGUGAUAUUCAAUCGAAUAGGCUACAUUUUGGAAGCCUUCCGACUCGCGAUGGCCGGGUGUUCGAGCUAAUGCGCGUCACAACGUGUUUUGAGGAAAAAGGUCAUGAACUCUGAACCUGCAGCAAACGACAGAAAAAGAACAUUAAUUUAUGACCUAUACAACACACAAUCCGAGUAAAAAAAAGCACAGUAGGUAAAACAACUGGAUUGUGCGUGAAAAGCUGCCAUGAAACAACGCGUUGGUCAACUCUCAUGCAUCACCCAAGGAAGAAUACAUUUGCCAAGCCAGCAGCAGCCCGAGGGGAAGCUGCCAUUAGCUAACGUAGCUAGUUCGUAGGCUUAACUAACGAUUCCGGACCAAGAGUGCACCAAAACCGGCAAUUUUGAUGUGCCUCAUGGGGCUUUGAUGUGAGCAGCAGCAGAAGGAAACAGAAUCAGCAUCAUGGACGGACAGACUCAGAGGAUUCAGCUGGUGUCAGCUGAUGGUGGCAUGAUGGGACACCGAAUCCAGAUUGUGACAGACCAGUCCACGGGCCAGAAGAUCCAGAUCGUCACUGCAUUGGAGCAGGGUUCUGGUGGGAAGCAGCAGUUUAUCCUGGCUAACGCAGAUUACUCCACGGCAGGCAAGGUAAUCCUAGCCAAACAAGAGGCCUCGUCCCCGGGCAAGGUGAUCCUGGCGGCCCCAGACGGUUCAGGGGUCAACCAGCUGCUGUUUGCCUCCCCUGACCUGGCCGGCCAGCAGAUCCAGUUUGUGACGGAAGGGUCAGACCAGGCCCUUUCCAAGCCCGUGGUGGAGUACUGUGUGGUGUGUGGAGACAAGGCCUCAGGACGUCACUACGGGGCGGUGAGCUGUGAGGGCUGUAAGGGUUUCUUCAAGCGCAGCAUCAGGAAGAACCUGGUUUAUACAUGCAGGGGGUCCGGAGAGUGUGUCAUCAACAAGCACCACAGGAACCGCUGCCAGUACUGCAGACUGCAGCGCUGCAUGGUCCUGGGAAUGAAACAGGACUCCGUUCAGUGUGAGAGGAAGCCGGUGGAGGUAUCCAGAGAGAAGUCUAUCAACUGUGCUGCGUCUACAGAGAAGAUCUACAUCAGGAAGAACCUGUGUAGUCCUCUGGCUGCCACGCCCACCUUCGUCACCGACAAGGAAACCGCCAGGUACUACAAGGAAACCGCCAGGUACUACAAGGAAACCGCAAGGUCAACUAGUUUGCUGGAGUCGAGCAUGCUCCUCAACAUCCAGCAGCCAUUCCCCAAGCUGGAGAACACCAUCCUGGUCCCCACAUCCCCUGAAUCGAAUGACCCGUGUCAGGGCGACCUGAGCACGCUGGCCAACGUGGUGACAUCACUGGCUCACCUGAACAAGGCCCGGGAGAUGAACGACAUUACCGACGGCAAUGACCUAAUGGGUGUGGACGACCCCCUUAGCAACGGAGACAGCUCAAUGACGGAUCUCCAAGGAGAUGAACAGACCGCCAGUGACAUUACGCGAGCGUUUGACACCCUGGCCAAGGCCUUGAACCCUGGUGAUGGCUCAGCGGGAGACUCUCUGGAGGCCACGUUGCAGUUGAUGUCAGGGGACCAGUCGGGCCCCGUGGUGGAGCUGGAGGGGCCCCUUCUUUCAGACAGCCACGUCCCCUUCAAGUUGAUGAUGCCUUUGCCAAUGCCUGAGUACCUAAACGUGAACUACAUCUGUGAGUCGGCCUCGAGGCUCCUCUUCCUGUCCAUGCACUGGGCGCGCUCCAUACCUGCCUUCCAAGCCUUGGGUGGUCUGGAUAAUGACAUUAACCUAAUGAAAGCUUGUUGGAACGAGCUGUUUGCUCUGGGCCUGGCUCAGUGCUCCAACGUUAUGAACGUCGCCACCAUCCUGGCUGCCAUCAUCAACCACCUGCAGACCAGCCUACACGAAGGUACAGGAGAGAAGCUGUCCCCAGAGCGAGUGAAGCUGGUGAUGGAACACAUCUGGAGGAUGCAGGAGUUCUGUAACAGCAUGGUUAAACUGUCCCCUGACACAUAUGAAUACGCCUACCUCAAAGCCAUCGUCCUCUUCAGCCCUGACCACCCAGGCAUUGACAACACCUUACAGAUAGAGCGGUUCCAGGAGAAGGCUUACAUGGAGCUACAGGACUAUGUUACCAGGACCUACCCAGAAGACUCCUAUCGGUUAUCCAAGCUGCUGCUGCGUCUCCCGGCCCUGCGGCUGAUGAAUGCAGCGGUGACAGAGGAGCUGUUCUUCGCUGGCCUCAUCGGCAACGUGCAGAUAGACAGCAUCAUCCCUUACAUCCUCAAGAUGGAGUCCACGGACUACAACAGCCAGGUGGCCACUGGCGUCUGACCUUUGACCUGACCCACUCCGACCUGGUCGCCACAGCAGCCAGAAGCAUCACCUGGUCACCGUGGCAACAUCACCUGCAGGCCAACUGUAGGGCUGUAGGUGAACGUCCAAUGAAAUGUUAACGUUCUGGGUAAAACUGCAGGGUCGUGUUCAUUAGGGCGCACUGUUAGCAAAACGUUUUGCAUCGA
This is a messenger RNA of Coregonus clupeaformis (lake whitefish), 2820 nucleotides long. Its product is annotated as nuclear receptor subfamily 2 group C member 1-A-like. The transcript is spliced from 14 exons. NCBI's taxonomy places the organism in Eukaryota, Metazoa, Chordata, Actinopteri, Salmoniformes, Salmonidae. Gene Ontology annotation, molecular function: zinc ion binding; RNA polymerase II cis-regulatory region sequence-specific DNA binding; nuclear receptor activity. The record is from RefSeq and is a predicted model, not a curated record. Gene Ontology annotation, biological process: cell differentiation; anatomical structure development; negative regulation of transcription by RNA polymerase II. Bases 743 to 2632 code for a protein of 629 amino acids.